Messenger RNA from Centropristis striata (black sea bass), 1893 nucleotides. RefSeq names its product tripartite motif containing 107 (gene trim107). The transcript has 2 exons. Lineage: Eukaryota; Metazoa; Chordata; Actinopteri; Perciformes; Serranidae. The record is from RefSeq and is a predicted model, not a curated record. The annotation marks the transcript as partial.
UCUCUGCGUCAGUGCGUUUUAUUGACUCACCUGAACAAGAAGACUCGAAACAAGACAGCUGUUGUAAUAGGGCCAGCCAUCAUAUCUCUGAGUGAAACGGAAGCAAACUUGUCUGUAAUGGAUCAUCCAGAAGCUUUAGCUCUGGAGCUCACUUGCCCCAUCUGCUUGGUGCUCUUCUCUGAGCCAGUUUCUCUUCCCUGUGGUCACAUUUACUGCUUUGCCUGCCUUCAGACCAUGGGAGAAGGCCUUGACCAACACAGCUGCCCUGAGUGCCAGACAGAGUACCAGGGCACCAAAUCCCUUGUGAAAAGCUUUAAAAUGUGCAGCAUAGUAGAGAGCUACAAAGCCACUGCUGGAAAAGCAAACCCUGAUGUCAGCCAUGUGAUAAUCGAGAGUGAUGAUAGCUCUGUAACAGAAGAAUUAAACAAAAAACUACAACAGGACAUAGCUUCAGCUGGAGUGAGCCAGGAGGAGAGCUCAGGGUGUAAGGGCUUUGAAAUUGGGUCUGGAUCCAUGGAGCAGGAUCAAGAACAAGGCAGUGGUGGCAGCAGGAUAAAAAUGGACAAACCUAAAUUCAAAAUUGCAUCUCAAGUGACAGAGUUGAACCUCAAGUUGGAGAUGGCAGAAAGUGUGCUGAGGCAGGAGAAGGAACAGGAGUUAGAGGUGAGCACUGCUAAUAAUCAGCUGAGAGAGAAAGCGUCCAGACUUUUAGAGCAGAUAAGAGAUUUGUCACAGAGCUACAGCGCACAGGUGAUGCAGCUGAUUGAAGAAGAGCUAGGUCCAGGUGAGGCCAGUAUCAGCAGUCGAGUCAGCCAAGUGUCCGAGCUGACGAAGCAGCUGAGACAAGCUAUGCUCAGAGCAGAGUCCCUUCUGACUGAAGAUGAUGAGGCUGCAUUUAGUGACGAGCUUCAGACUCUGCAGCCGCACAUUGCAGAGUUAAUGGCCAAGCCGGUGGGAGAAGAGGACGACCACGUUGAGUCAAAAGUUUACCCUGCAAGAGCCUGUCCCAAGCUGGAGGACAUGAACACUGAGCUGAGGGAGAGAUUGGGAGAAAUUCAGCGCAGCCUUCGAAACACCCUCAACCCUUCAGAGGUGACCUUUGACCCAGAAACAGCCCACCCCAACCUCGUCCUCUCGGAGGAUUUGAAGACAGUGACUUUUAGCGCUACCAAGCAGCCCUACCCAUCCUCUGCUCAGAGGUUCACCAACUUCUUCCAGGUCCUCAGCACCCAGAGCUUUUCCGAGGGAGAUCACUGCUGGGAGGUGGAGCUGGAAGGUUCUCCGUGGAUCAUCGGAGUGUGCUACAGUGGCAAGCUGGCACGCAGCGGGUUGCCCUCCGCUCUGGAAAGCAGCCGGAGCUCCUGGUGUCUGAUGUGGUUCGACAACCGGCUGACAGCCUUCGAGCAGGGUCACAAUGUGCCGCUGCAGAAGACCACAGUGUCACGCAGGCUUGAGAUCAGACUGAGUUUCAAGACCCACAGGUUGAGCUUCUACAACAUCAGCCCCGUCAGCGGGAAGACUCAUGUGUACACAUUUAAGGCUAACCUGACUGAACCAGUGCAUCUGGCUUACAGGAUGAUGUCAGGGCACCCCAAAGCACGUGUCAUUGUUUAUUCAUAAUCAUAACUAGAUUUCUAUCAAAUAUUUAUGCUAAGCAAAUAUGCUGCAUAGUAGAAAAAGGAUAAUAAUAUUUUUAAGGCUUGAAUUGUAUUAUUAAAGAAUUUAAAGUCUUUAAUUGGGACUUUAAAAAAUUGAGAGACUCUUAAUUCCUCAUUUCUGUGUGUGAUAAUAAGUCUACAUAGGAAUAAAAUGAAUAAAUGUGAAUGAAUAGUAAUUGUGUGCCUGAAACCUAAUGCUAAAAAGAUUUAUCAAUAAAUGUUAUUAUUUUUGUUG